Hemicordylus capensis (graceful crag lizard) is the source of this 1851-nucleotide messenger RNA. It is a transcript of the gene LMX1A, whose product is annotated as LIM homeobox transcription factor 1 alpha. Gene Ontology annotation, biological process: neuron differentiation; regulation of transcription by RNA polymerase II. The coding region runs from base 1 to 1152 and encodes 383 amino acids. The transcript is spliced from 8 exons. Lineage: Eukaryota; Metazoa; Chordata; Lepidosauria; Squamata; Cordylidae. The record is from RefSeq and is a predicted model, not a curated record. Gene Ontology annotation, molecular function: RNA polymerase II transcription regulatory region sequence-specific DNA binding; DNA-binding transcription factor activity, RNA polymerase II-specific. Gene Ontology annotation, cellular component: nucleus.
AUGCUGGACGGCCUGAAAAUGGAGGAGACGCUGCAGAGUGCGCUGGAGCCGCCGCCGGCCUCCUUCUCCUCCCUGCUGGGGGCGGCGGCCGGGCGGCGCUCGGUGUGCGAGGGCUGCCGGGGCGUCAUCGCGGAGCGCUUCCUGCUGCGCCUCAACGACAGCCUGUGGCACGAGCGGUGCGUGCGCUGCGCCUCCUGCCAGGAGCCCCUGGAGAGCAGCUGCUUCUAUCGCGACCAGAAGCUCUACUGCCGCCUCGACUACGAGAGACUCUUUGCAGUGAAAUGCAGCAGCUGCUUUGAAGCCAUUGCCCCCAGUGAGUUCGUCAUGCGAGCCCAGAAGAGUGUGUACCACGUGGGCUGCUUCUGCUGUUGCGUCUGUGAGAGGCAGCUCCAGAAGGGGGAUGAAUUUGUCCUGAAGGAAGGGCAGCUGCUGUGCAAGAGCGACUAUGAGAAGGAGCACGAGCUGCUCAGCCUAGUGAGCCCAGCCGCAUCAGACUCUGGUAAAAGUGAUGAUGAAGAGAGCCUGGGCAAAAUGGGAGAAGGCACUGGGAAAGUGUCCGAGGAGAGCAAGGAUCACAAGCGGCCCAAGCGGCCCCGGACAAUUCUGACGACACAGCAGCGCCGGGCAUUCAAGGCAUCAUUUGAAGUGUCUUCUAAGCCAUGUAGGAAGGUGAGAGAAACAUUAGCAGCUGAAACGGGGCUGAGUGUCCGAGUUGUACAGGUCUGGUUCCAGAAUCAAAGAGCUAAGAUGAAGAAACUAGCAAGAAGACAGCAGCAGCAACAGCAAGAUCAGCAAAGCACACAGAGGCUCACCUCCGCUCAGACAAACAGUGGCAGCAACACUGGCCUUGAGGGCAUCAUGAACUCAUACACCACCUUGCCACCACCUCCACAACAAAUGCUGGCGAUUGAUCAAAGUGUCUACAGCUCAGACCCCUUCCGGCAAGGGCUCACUCCACCACAGAUGCCAGGGGACCACAUGCACCCUUAUGGUGCCGAGCCCCUUUUCCAUGAGAUGGAUAGUGAUGACACCUCCCUCAGCAACCUGGGUGAUUGUUUCUUAGCAACCACAGAAUCUGGGCCCCUGCAAUCAAGAGUGGGAAACCCCAUUGACCACCUGUACUCAAUGCAGAGUUCCUACUUCACGUCUUGAGGCUCUAGACCGUCCCAGUGCUGGGCUCACUACAAGCAUCAAGUAGAGAGAAGAAGGGGAAAGGACAUACAGCUUGAAAACUACAAUUACACUUGAUUAUUUCCAUAUGAAUCAUAAUAUAACAUGUGAAGAACAGAUAUUAUUUUAUGUACUUGGAAAGUCCCAAAUUCUUUUCCAAUUUGAAAACAAUGGAAGCCAAAAACAUUUGUGAAGAAUAUUUCAAAACUUUGUUCUCCAUUUGCUAACCAAUUUAUAGAACCGGCUACAAAUAUUUGGGUUUAAAUUUUUGAAAUGUGAAGGAAUACAUGAAAGAAACAAAAUCCCAUUUUUUCUUAUGUUUAAUUUAAGACUCUUCAAUGAAAGUUGCAAAAAGCCGUGUUUUAGGUUUAGGCUAGGUCUGCAACAAAUCAUUUUCAACUUUUGGGUUAAAAUGAAUGAUUUUGAGGGGUGGAAUGGAAAUUUCUCUCCCAAAAUACUUGGACAUCUAAAAUAUUCAUCUUUUUGCUGUCCAGUUUGGCACUGUGGUUUCUGCUGGUUGCUGCUGCUUUGACAUAAUUUUUCCCUUGGUUGUCACUUCUUUCUCCUCCUUCUGCUAGUCGUAUGCAUGAUCCUACCCAAUCAGGGUUCAUAUGGUGAACAGGAUGAACAGUACCACUACAUCCAUUUGGUUUGGCAAUGUGAUAAUUUCACUGAGGGCAA